UCAGCGAUAUGCUUUCUGAGGAUGAAAGACGCGCAGUGCACUUUCUUAAUCUUUCUGCGCAAAAUCAAGAUCUUCCUUAUCGUCCAUUUCUGAGGAAGUUGAAUGAUGACGAAGAAUUUGAUUCAUUAAGUUCUGCAAAAAUUCUGGCCAUCUUGAUAUGCUCAACAAAUAAACCCUUGUCAUUUGAUGUUACCGAAUAUUUUCGUUGGAUCACCUCUAAACUUAAAAGCAGCAAUGCUAGUAUUUAUGAUCUCGCUGUUCAGAUAUUGGAAUCGGUGCUGAGAGUUCCAAGCUGUCGUUUGCAAUUUUGGAAUUCUGUACAAGGAGUAGAUGCAUUAGUCAACAUCCUAAAGACGAAAAACCCAUCACCCCAGAUGCAGUACCAAAUAAUUUUUUGUUUUUGGCUACUGACAUUUGAAAAGGAUAUCGCAGCCCAAUUUAACAA
Messenger RNA from Acaulospora morrowiae, 445 nucleotides. The record is from the annotation of a GenBank genome assembly. NCBI's taxonomy places the organism in Eukaryota, Fungi, Glomeromycota, Glomeromycetes, Diversisporales, Acaulosporaceae.